UGAGGAGCUGUUCGGGUGGUUUCGGUCAGAUUUUAGGAAACCGCUGCACGCCAAAGAGAGCAGGCGCACCGAAUUCCCAAGAGCCAGAGCUGGAGAUAGGAUCACUAAUUAGGAAUUUCCCUUCUGAAAAGAGAACAACGACCCGUUUUAAAGUUGCCUUUAGGUUUUCAAAAUGGACGCACAUAAAGUUUUGCACAGCUUUUUUUUCUUGGCACAUUCUGAUGCAGCAUAUCCUUUCUGAAAAUCUGCAUUUUGGAAAUAUUAGCGGAAAAGUGGGGAUAUCAGGGUAUCAGAAGUUUCCAGCAAUGCACCAGUUACAUCCACCAGUGUUUGGAGCGCAUAAUAAAAGUAGAAGUUCUCUUCAGGAACUGGGGCUGGACGGAGGGGAUAACAGUUUGGUUUUAUAACUUCUGUGCGCCCUCUCCUCCUCUUUUCUCUUCUCUGCUUCAGCCUUUGGAGCCUGAAAUAGAGUGGAUAAACGAUUUAUGCGGAUAAAAUAACUUCCCAGCGAUUUAAGUCGACGGUUUUGCGACUUAGGAGAUACAGAAUAACCCGUCUGAACUUCUAGAAAUUGUAAAGAAAAGGAAUGCUGAGCAGAAGAGGCGCAUGGAGAGAUGCUGUUUCUUCUACCAUGGAUCUAAAGGGAACUUUAGCAGUUUUACUGCUUUUGCUUCAAUGCUUGAGCCCUGUUUUCAGUCAAGAACUCAAUCCAAAGGGUAGAAACGUGUGCAAAGUUCCAGGGUCACCAGGGUUUAUGUGUUGCAGUGGAUGGGCGCAGCAAGGCGAAGAGUGUUUAACACCGCUCUGCGAAGGUAACUUCACUUGUAAUGAGAACGAGGUGUGUGUCCGACCAAACGAAUGCCGCUGUCGUCAUGGAUAUUUUGGGGCAAGUUGUGACACAAAGUGUCCCGUUCAGUUCUGGGGUCCAGACUGCAAGGGCUUGUGCAUGUGUCACCCUAAUGGUAAAUGCAAUGAUGUGACCGGGAAGUGCACGUGCUACCCAAAUCGCUGGGGUGAGAACUGCGAGAAGCCCUGCAACUGUCAAAAAGGGAAAUGUAACCAGGAGACGGGCAAAUGUACCUGCCACGCCGGUUACUGGGGGCCGCAAUGCAACAACAACUGCUACUGCAGCAUCAACUCGGUGUGCGACCAGAACACGGGCCGGUGCAUCUGCAACCCCGGCUGGUUCGGCCGGAACUGUGGCAAUCAGUGCAUGUGUAACAACUCGCCUUGUGAGCAGUUUUCAGGCCGAUGUCAGUGCAGGGAGAGGCUCUGGGGUCCGCACUGUGAACGGCACUGUCAGUGCAUGAACGGCAAGUGUAACCCUGUGGAUGGAUCAUGUACCUGUAAACCUGGAUACAGAGGAAAGCUAUGCCGGGAGCCAUGUCCAGCUGGGUUCUAUGGUCAGAACUGCAGAAACAGGUGUGGCCACUGUAAAGGCCAGCAGCCCUGUAAGGUGACGGAGGGUCACUGUGAAACCUGUGAAACCGGCUGGAAUGGGACAAAAUGUGAUCAGAUGUGUGCAGAGGGUUACUUUGGAGAGAACUGUAAGGAUCAGUGUCCGCCGUGCAAAGACGGUCACUUCUGCAACCGCAUCGACGGGAAGUGUUCCCACUGCAAUCCCGGCUGGAUUGGAGAUCGCUGUGAGGUGCGCUGUCCUAAUGGCACCUAUGGGGAAAACUGUGAAAAAGACUGCAGCCAUUGUUUUAAUGGAGACUGCCAUUUUGCCACAGGAGAGUGUCUCUGUGACCCGGGCUUCUAUGGGACAUACUGCAACCUGACCUGUGAGUUUGGUCAAUUCGGAGUGAACUGUGCCCAGACCUGUCCCUGUCAUGACAAGAACUGCAACCCAGUGUCAGGGGCCUGCAACUUAUAUCCCAAUCAGCGGAUGGGAGUAAUAGCUGCGGGAACGCUGGUGACAUUCCUGCUGGUGGUUCUUCUCUCUCUGCUGUGCUGCUGCUUCCUCUGUAACAACAAAGACAACCGCAACCCUGACCAGGAAAACUCCACCAACAGCAAGAAGGCCAAAAUAAUCCUCUGCGGCGGAUUCAGUCGAAUCAGCACCAAACUUCCCAGAAUCCCUCUGAGGAGACAAAAACUACCCAAAGUUCUCGUCACCCACCACGAUCCUGAGAACACCUUCAACAGUAUUAUCGAGCCGCCCUCCUUGGUGGACCAGCCUUCUCCAUCAUGGUCAUCCCAGGAGUCCUUCUCUUCCUUUGAGACAAGCGAAGAUGGGCCCGUUUACUGCAUACCCCACGAAGAGACUACGAAUGACAGCUGUAACAAGCAAAAUUCUAGCACUGUUCAAGAAAUACCACUGACCCCCAUUGACGAUGACGCAGGAGAGUACACAUCCCUCAAAGACAUGAAGCAGUACAUUAGCGAUGGGAGCGAGCAGCCUCUCCUGAAGUCUUCAGACAGCGAGGGCUCCACCAGUGGUUCUGAGUCAACCACAGGAGCUGUUUACGCCCAUGUCGCCCGCCUUUCCAAACACUCCAAAGAGGAGGAGGACAACGCCUCACCGGAGAAGACGAAAGAGAAGACGAAACCUCGUCCUCCAGACCCUUCAACCAAACCGAAGGUGUCUUGGAUCCAUGGAACAUCUGGAACCAACCCAACAGAGCAAAGCCAGACUCCAUCACCGCAUAAAGAGAAUAGGAAGAACAGCUCAGAAGGUUCUGGAAAGGUGGAUGAGAAGCAGCGAUCAAAGGAGAAGUCAAGCAAGAACCAUGAAAAGCAUCAGGAUGCUAAGAAAGCAGAUGGACCUGAAUCACCCAGCAAAAGCAAAUCUCACAAAGCUUCGGAUACCAUUGAGCACCUCAAUGGAACAUUCCAGAACGCCCUGAAGAAGAUCGGAAACUUCCACUUGGACAAGAAAACAAAUGACAUCAACAAAGAUCCACCCAAGAGCCCAAAGAUCAUGCAUCCGCAUAUGAACUCUGAGGCCGCCACGCUACUUGCGGCUCAGCUGAAGGAAAAAACCCAAAGCCUUAAUCGUAACGAGGGUCUCACUGUGGGCAUUAAACCCAAUGGUGUAUCGACACCUCAAGCCAACAGAGAGAAACCCACCCCUCCUCAAAAGACUAAGCGGUCUGCAACUGGGACCAACAAGCCCCUUCUUCCCACCUCCGGCAACCUCCAGAAGAUGGUGGCUCCUAUUUCAGACUCUACUCCUGAACCUAAAACCCCAGAAAAACAAGGAGUUAAUGGGACCAGAGUUGAAGGAGACACCACAGCAAAGAAAACACCCAUCAAAAAACCACCGAGAAAGAAAGGAAAGGAGGUAACACUGGAGACGGAAGGCAAAACCACUCCAAAGACGGCCAUUAUGCCACCUCAGACUGUCAAAUAGAUGUUUGAUCACAUUGGUGUGUCCAUUUUUGAGAAUAUAAACAUACAUUUUUUCUUUCUUUAAACAUUAUAUAGGAAUUUAAUGGAUUUUCUUUUCUUGUUUUAAUGGACAAGCUGCUUGUAGGAUUUAAUAUUUUGAAGGAUUGUGGUUCUCGUUAACUCUUUGAAUACCUGGAAUCGGAAACAAUGUUGUGGCUUGUGUACAGUAUUAAAAAGGAAGAGUAAUUGAAUUUAAUGUAAUAAGCUUAUGUUGUAUGCUCAAUUUUGCAUAUGCAUUUACACCACGUCCAAAGAGAUUUUUCAAUGCUUUCGUAAUUGUGUGAUCAACAGGUUUUUGUGUCUGAAAGGUUGAAUUUAGCACUGUAUUCAACGGUAUAAAGAAUGAACCAAAGGUACUUUAAAGGUAACUUUCACGUUCAUCAGUCCUUCACCUUCAUGCUUUUUAGGCUUAAAAUGAGUGAUAUCUAUUCUUGCUGUUGAACCUUAGCACUAGUUUUUCCUUUUUCCAUAAAGUACCCAUUGCAUUUUUUUAGGCCAUAUAAUGAUUUUUUUUUUGUCUGUUUGUUUUAGUCUGUGUAUGUUGGAGUUCAGGCUGUUUACAUGAUGCUAUAGCCUUAAAAGUUCAGAAAACAAGUAGUUAUACAACCUAUCUCCUCUGGGAUGGAUCUUGUACACCGGGGAGUAUUCAAAAUCUUAUCCAAUAAAAUCCAGUCCUUGCUAAACUUCCUGUUGAAAUAGGAAAAACCCAUUAAAAAAAAACGUGGUGGGGAAAUGAAAAUGUUUCAAUCAGUUUGAACUUGUUGAUAUUUGCGUUAAAAAUCAGCACUUAAAUUAUUCUUAAACUUAGUAAUUAUUUUAUGCCUUGUUAAUCUGACAUGCUUUUCUGUACAUUACUGAACAUUUCUACAGCAUAACUAUGGCAUUACUAUAGUGCUCACUGGCAUUUAAAGAAAAACAAUUGACGUACAUUAUUUAUAUAUACACAUACAUACAGCUAUUGCAACCAACUUUUAUCAUCGAAUAUUAUUUAUCCCACCAAAGAAAAAAAUUGUAACGCCUAAACGAGCCAGUCAUAUUAAAGGGAUACUCCACCCCGAAAUGAAAAUGUUGUCAUUAAUCACUUACCCCCAUAUCUUUCCAAACCCAUAAAGCUUUGUUCAUCUUUGGAACAUAACUGAAGAUAUUUUGAAUGAAAACCGGGAGGCUUGUGAUUGUCCCAUAGACUGCCAAGUAACUUACACUGUCAAGGUCCAGAAAAGCAUGAAAAGCAUCGUUAGAAUAGUCCAUCUGCCAUCAGUGGUUCAACCGUAAAACUAUGAAGUGACGAAAGAAAACAAAAAUAAAGACUCUAUUAAACAAUAAUUUUGUCAUGGUGGAGAGACACAGAAGAGACUGUUGACAAAGGAAUUGUUAAAUAAAGUCAUUAUUUUAAUUUUCUUCGAUUACGAACAGUAUUUUUGUCGCUUCAAAACGUUACGGUUGAACCACUGAUGGCAGAUGGACUAUGAUGAUGCUUUUCAUACUUUUCUGGAUCUUGACAGUGUAAUUUACUUGGCAGUCUAUGGGACAGUCACAACCCUUCUGGUUUUCAUCCAAAAUAUCUUAAAGUGUGUUCAGCAGAUGAGCAAAGCUUUGUGAUUAAUGACAAAAUGUUCAUUAUGGGGUGGAGUAUCCCUUUAAAGGAUAUUACCUUAAUUAUUCAUUCUUUAGAGUUUGCCUUCACUAUACAGUUACAGGAAGUUCAAUAUGUUUUUCUGUGGUUAAAAUGAACACAAUAAUGGCUCAUGACUGCAGCAUGUUUGUUUUUUAAGCUUACUAGCUGAAACACCCUAUAGCACUUGCAAAUAGUUUUUUUAAGCAUGACACCAACAGAAAGAAUUCAUAAAAAACUGGAUGGUUUUAUUUUAACAGAAAACCUCGGGUUAGAUGUUCAGUAUGGGUCUGUAGUAUUUUUGAGUCUGGAUUGUGGUGUACAGUAGCUCCUAUUCUCUCAUAUGGUACCUUAUAUUUUUCUACAUGCUAAGAUAUUUUGUAAUAAUAUUUUUACCUUCAUUUGUAAGCUGUGCUUAUACAACUUAUAUCUUGCUUUUUUGUGUGUCAAAUGAACUGGUUUUCAAUUUUGAUUACAUUUUUUUCUUCUUUUUUUAUGUGCAAGCAUCAGGUACAUUUGGAUUUAAUGUUUAAAUAUCUUUCUGUUUACUCUCAAAAUAUCUUUUUAACAUUUCUCUGUGGAUGUUAUUGUUUUUUAUGAACGAUAAACUGCAUGAUGCAGAGUUUAGUGAGAGAUUGCUGAGAGAAAUCUAUGCAUGUUAUCCCAUGUUCUGGUUUUGCUGUUCUGUUACUUGGGACCUACGACAAAAAAUGACUUUUCAUGUUUUUGCACGAAUCCAGAACAUUACCAUCCUCAGUGUAUGACUAUGGGAGUAUGAAUAAUAGAUUUUUUUUUUCUACUCUGACUUUGGCAUGAACUUUGACAGAGGUUCAGCGUUUAAACAUGGAGUAUUAUUCUCUUUGUCCUGAUUUUUGCCUUUCUGUGUUGAUGUGUUGUUGUUCAGUUACCGUAUUUGAAAUAAAAGCAAAUCUGUAGCUCAUGAAUCAAAAGGGAA
This is a messenger RNA of Carassius gibelio (silver crucian carp), 5960 nucleotides long. RefSeq names its product scavenger receptor class F member 2-like. The transcript has 11 exons. Bases 587 to 3355 code for a protein of 922 amino acids. The record is from RefSeq and is a predicted model, not a curated record. Lineage: Eukaryota; Metazoa; Chordata; Actinopteri; Cypriniformes; Cyprinidae. Gene Ontology annotation, molecular function: scavenger receptor activity.